GGUUGACCUUGGGCCAAAAGGCAAGAUGACCAAUGAGCCGAUUAAGUUUAUCUGAUGUCCGUCUAAAUUAACUGUUCUUGCCACCGAACAAUCCCCUUGGAAGGAACACGGACUAAUCACUUCAGACACCCUCUUGACUUAAACACUACAACCCUGCAGACAACACUUGAAUAUUAACAACAAGGGAACUCAAUCGCUGAAGGAGCCACGCAAGAAGAAUACCAGCUGAUCAAAGUUUGAGAGACCAACUAACUGAAGACCUGACCAAGACUAAUGAUGAUCACGACUGGAGUGGUAUUUUUAGCUGUGCUGGCUGUCCAGUGUGGCGCAGGCGAAUCUUUGAGAGGCCUAGGACUAGUUCGCCAUAUCAACAAUGAUGACUGUCCCUACCAGAGACCAAAAUCCUACUGUGAGCAGGGGCUACUUUUCUCCAGUGAAGAUGAAUCAGACUGUUACGAUGACAGCGAGUGCUCGUCGCCCAUGAAAUGCUGCAUGAAGGGUUGUGGCAAAAAAUGUGUCCAGCCUGUUCAUUAUUCCACAUGGACCGAUGCUCCGGUCGAUCUCGGUAUCGUGCUUGACGCGAACGAAAAUACUUGGGAGAAAGUGAAGAACAUGACCAAAGAAAUCAUAAACGCGACGACAGUAUCAAAGGAUGUCACGCAUAUUGCCUUGGUAACGACAGCUCUGCCCAGUCAGACGCUGUUGAGGUUUAAUCAACUCAAUGAUAGCGAGAUAAGCCGUGACAAAGUCUUGAGUAUCAUUGACGGGAUUGAACCACUAAUGAGGGCUGGAAAACUUAGUAAAGCUCUGAAGAAGGCAAAGGAAAUGUUUAAAGAAUCUAACGGCGCUAGAAAAGACGCAAUCAAGGUUCUUCUUGUCAUCAGUGACGCAAAUAUGAGUCCCAACGAAAACAAACACGCUUUAGCCACUUCCGAGUCGCUGAGGAAAUCUGGAGUCCUGGUACACACUAUUGGCGUUACCAUGGAAAUGAGCUUAAUGCACUUGGUGGAAAUCGCUACGAGUGAUUAUUACGUCUGGCCCGGUGUUGACCACGAGUUGUUGUGGAUGCUUAAGGAGCUGGAGAAACAACCAGGCGACAUCAAUCAUUCAUCGCAAACAGUGGGCCUUUCAAAAUUGUAACAUUUCAAGCAGUAUAAACGGUUUCUCUUAUCCUACUUAGGGUCUGGGAUUAUAUCAUCAUCGUCAUCGUCAUUGUCGUCGCCAUCAUCAUCAUCAUCAUCAUCAUCAUCAUCAUCAUCAUCAUCAUCAACUUUAUUAAACUCUCGAAUUUAUAUAGCCACUAACAGAAAUUCGCUUCUCACAUUCUUCAUACAUGCACUUAGCUGAAAGCUCGUAUGAAAACUUCGAUCUUCUCGUUCGUUAAGGUUGCGAUUUGGCAAAUUUAAUUAAACGGAAAACAGUUCGAUAAAUUAGAGCGAAAAACGUGUUCUUUUAAAACUUGUUGCUAAUACAACCAAAACUAUAUCGUCCUAGAUAUCAGUAUCGGGUUUUCAUUUGGUAGUGUCCAAACGCAGGACGAACUGCUGCCGUAAUAUUAAAUGUAU
This is a messenger RNA of Orbicella faveolata, 1565 nucleotides long. RefSeq lists its product as uncharacterized. Lineage: Eukaryota; Metazoa; Cnidaria; Anthozoa; Scleractinia; Merulinidae. Gene Ontology annotation, molecular function: peptidase inhibitor activity. Gene Ontology annotation, cellular component: extracellular region. The record is from RefSeq and is a predicted model, not a curated record.